CCCUGCGAUCGAGAUCGGUCGUCGCGAAACGAACAGUCGUUUGAAAAUCGUUGACAGAGAAGCGUGCUAAAUUUUCGAUUCUCCCAAAAAUAGUCGUUGUGGUCAUUUGCUGAAUGAAGAAAAAAAUGGCUGCGAAUUUUGGUUUCUGGUUUAUUACUGUCGUGCUGAGUCACGCUUUCUGUGGGGUCACGUGUUGGUUGCAACGAACUGAGUUCAAUAUGACGGAGUACUGGCAGAUGCCUGCCCUUUCAGAGUAUGAAAAUUUCGAAAGUUGCCUUCGAUCAAAUCCUGCAGCAGUGUUUUGUGUAGUGAAAAGUGUCGUGAAACCUGACGAUAAAUCCGCAAUAUGGAAGUCAAUUCAAAAAUAUUCCAAAUACGAGCAUCAGUACAGGCACGACAUCUUGACGCGAGGAAUUUGCAUAGAGCAGUGUGAGCAACUCGUAGGGACUCUCAGCGACAAGCAGCGGGAACGGUUGCUGCAGCCGAAAUUCGAUAUUCAAUUCAAGUACAUCAUUAACGAUUGGCUCCUGCCGGGCAUAGAACGGUACAGACAGCGGUACGGUGAUUUGGCCAACAUCUGUCUAAACUAUCGAACCCAGUUGCAGUACAAUCUUAGCGUUUACUCUGAAAUCGAGUAUUGCACCACUAACGAAACACUUAUAAGGGCAACUGGUAAACUUUAA
This is a messenger RNA of Culex quinquefasciatus (southern house mosquito), 683 nucleotides long. RefSeq lists its product as uncharacterized. The transcript has 4 exons. The coding region runs from base 114 to 683 and encodes 189 amino acids. NCBI's taxonomy places the organism in Eukaryota, Metazoa, Arthropoda, Insecta, Diptera, Culicidae. The record is from RefSeq and is a predicted model, not a curated record.